GCCAACGUUCCAAGUAACACACACCUCAAGAUGAAACUGCUCGCCGCCGUUGUCCUCGCCAUCCUGGCUGUUGCCCAUGCCGAUGUCUCCCAUCUGUCGGGCUACAACUACGCUCCCGUGAGCAUCCCAGCUCCGGCCCCAGCCCCAAUUAAGAUUGCACCCGCACCCGCACCAGCACCAGCACCAGUGCCCGUGAGCAGCUACCUGCCACCCCAACAGGCGCCAGCACCCAUCCAGAUUGAGGUGCCCGCUCCCGCACCCGCACCCGCACCAGUGGCUCCCGUGAAGGUUGCCCCUGCACCAGUCAACCAGUACAUUCCACCCGCAGCACCAGCACCAGCACCAGCACCCAUCCAGAUCCAGGUUUCCGCCCCAGCACCAGCGCCAGCACCAGUCCAGGUGUCCGCGCCCGCACCCGUCAACCAGUACAUUCCCCCCGCACCCGUCAAGGCUGCCCCCGCUCCCAUUCUGGCUCCCCAGCCCGUCCUCGAGGAGAUCGAGCCCGUGUCCGCUGAUGGCUACCGCUACAAGACCAUCCGCCGCCGCGUCGUCCGUCGUCGUUACUAGAGUGGAGCUUCCACCACCAAUCCUGCUCCUAAUGCCACCAGGAGCGCAGGAAUCUUACGAAUAAAACAAAACGAAUUUACGAUACACGAAAA
This is a messenger RNA of Drosophila guanche, 659 nucleotides long. RefSeq names its product skin secretory protein xP2. The coding region runs from base 31 to 567 and encodes 178 amino acids. The transcript has 2 exons. The record is from RefSeq and is a predicted model, not a curated record. NCBI's taxonomy places the organism in Eukaryota, Metazoa, Arthropoda, Insecta, Diptera, Drosophilidae.